Molecule: messenger RNA, 8299 nt
Organism: Venturia canescens
Lineage: Eukaryota; Metazoa; Arthropoda; Insecta; Hymenoptera; Ichneumonidae
Product: brefeldin A-inhibited guanine nucleotide-exchange protein 3
Exons: 21
Coding region: 466-7371 (2301 amino acids)
Biological process (GO): regulation of ARF protein signal transduction
Molecular function (GO): guanyl-nucleotide exchange factor activity
Source: RefSeq, a predicted model, not a curated record
UCCGUCGCAUGAACAAUUCCGAUUUUUCUGGAGUAGCCUAGAAAAAAGAAAAAAAAAAAAAAAAAAAAAACAGAAAACGCAGCAUUUAUUCGUCGAACAACCGCGUUCGAUCGACUGCGGAUUGUUCUCGCGCGUCAAAAUGUGCACGAUCAACGCUAAAUUUAUUCGCCACCCAAACAUAAAUCGUUACAGGAUUCUGGCCCAAGUGCGACGUUUGCAUGCGCUUUCCGCAUAGCGCACUUAUAUACAGUUACUCGUUUUGUUUAUACAGUAAUAGCAAAUGUGAGAUCAAGAUAACACGCUCUCGCUCUAUAUCGCUCUAAGUUUUUUAAGGCGUCGAUUCGAAUAGCACCACCAGGCGCAGUUGCAUGGAAGCCUGAAUAUCGAUUAGCAGCGUGCCAACAACCACCACCACCGCCUUCGUCGUCUACGACUUCAACAUCGUCGUCAGACGCGUAUCGCGUCAUGGAGGAUCUCCUGCUACAAAUCGCCAGAGAAUCUCAAAAUGCUAAACUCUCGAAUUUACGGAAAUCCGCGCAGGAGGCUUGCGAUUUUAUGGAAAAGCAACAAGGGCUCUUACGUGAUCCCCCGCACGAAUUACGAGCCAAAUGUCUUCACACAAUUCAGUUGGCGUUGGAGACAAAAAGAAGCAAGUUCGUAGCAUAUGGAUUAGCUGGAUUGCAUAAAAUGUUGAGGGAUGACAGAUUUCAAUCGCCCUACGAACCUGAGGAUGAUUCACUGUGGCUCCCCGCGCAGAUGUUGCACGCCAUGGGAUCCAUUCUGUCGCAAUCCGACGACACCCAAACCGACAUGCUAAAAGUUUUACUCCAAGUUGCAUGCUCGUCCUACUGGACGAUGAACGGACGACUCAUUAUCGCAAUUCUCACGACGUGUUCCGAGGCUUUUGAGAAUGGAAAUCAAGCCGUCAGGACUGCUGCUCAAGCAGCCACCAGCCAAACAUUGAGAUCGUUCUGCCUCUUCUUAGAUGAGGAAUGUCAGGAAAUGGACGAGAACGCAAAACGCAACAAAAAUCUACGGGAAAGAGGAGUUUCUUGUUUCAACGAGGCUCUGCCGAUACUCCAAUACAUUUGCAGUCGACUGGACGAGGCGCAGAAGAAAAGAUGCGCGAACAACGCACGAAAUGGCAACACCGUAGUCUUCCUUCUCGAGUGUCUUCACACCCUGAUCUCGUCUUUGCCACAGAAAAUUCACACAAACGCACACUUCACGACUUUCCUCUGGCAAAAAUUUUGUCCCGCAUUGAUUGCUUUUCUCGGUACACCACGAGUCGACAAAACCUUCACGUCGCGGGAGGGAAAAGACACGGAAGUUGGAAGAGGCUCGGGCUAUUUGGCAGCCACCCUCAGCUUCGACAGCCAUCAAGCGAAAACGGUUUACUGCAUCGGAACUGAACUCGUAAGACUCGUCGGAUGCGUCGGGCCUCUUCGUCCCGUUCUCGAAUCCGUGUUCCACAGAAUGUUGCUCUACCCACCGCCUCAACAGCGACUGGAAUCGCUCAAAGCGCUUCGUGAACUGUUGCGAAGUCCGAGCCGAAUCGUUGAUUUUGCUGGACCUCUGCUGGUCGAAGACGAACGAAAUAGUCAACCUCAAAGUGACAUGGCGCUGAUGAGGCUAGCAAUGGAUUCCAUCGAAGAGUCAGCGACAGCAGCUCAAACGAUUUUGUUCGCCAGUGUUUCUUGCGUCGUCGCUAUGCUGUCGGCGCUCCAAGAACUCUGUGAAGGAAAAGCUAUAAGUCACAGUUACACUUGUACAAUAAACAGUUUAUACGAGGAUCUCGAGGCUUGUGAUUAUCGCGGUCCGCUGACUUACCAAAGCAUGGCAAGAUUACCGAAAACUUACAGAGAGCAAUUGGAGCUCAUGAAAAAGGGCAGCGGUUCGGAAUCCGACUCUUCCGGACACGGUCCAUCGGAAGACGGUGAUUCAACGGACACCGAAGGCCCGCAGAACGAGUCGGACGAGGUCAACGAGGAAAAUAGUAUAGACGAGAACGAUUAUGCUUUAGAAAACGAGCGAGAACGACUUAGACUUGAAAAAUUGCCAAAGUGCCUUCACGUCGGCAGACAAGUAGCUGAAGAAUGCAACGUCGACGUGGAGCGUCACAAUGCACGAAAAUUCGUAAAGAUUUUGAAAACUGAUCUCAUUCCAAUAAUACUGACACUCAGGAGCAACAUCGAAGUCGAUGAAGCUUUGCAGAAUUUUGCUUCGGAGUAUUGUCAAGGCGUUUUUUUAUCGCAACAAAAGCUCCAGGACGAGGGCGAGACGAACGUUGACUCGUGUGCCUUAAUUACGAUCAUGAACGCUGAUGGGAUUUAUCUCGCUACGUAUGCAGCGCUUUUACUCAAUCUCAAACUCAUAAGAAUGAAUUAUUAUUCAGACGAGAGUCGUCAAGUUCCCAUAAGCGAGGAACAAUUUGUAGAAGAGGUCCACGGGUCCGGCGUGUUAGUUUAUUUAUCAGCGACGUGGCUUUCGGAGCUUUACCAACAAAUCCUCGCCUGCAAUUUGCUAGAAAAGCGUGGCUACAACCCGAAUUCAACGGAGAACAAUGCAUUGGUUAAUAUCCUCGUGGACGUCGACGGUAUCAGCGGCAGCCAAAGGGGUGGACAAUUACUUUCCGAUUAUCGUAGACUCGAAAGAGCCCAAUUAUCGCGGAGUGAACCGACCCCGGAAGCUGAGGCCGGUGCGAAGCUGUCGCGAAGAGUUCUCACUUGCUGUUGGGCCAGUAUGAUAACCGUUCUUACCGCUGGACUCAAUCCAGCGAAGGAAGACUCGAACAAGGGAAUUCUCAAUCGGGAUGGUGCGAGACGAGGAAUCAGAGACACCGUUGUCCUGGCUCUCGAAGGACUUCACAAAGCUGCGACUCUCAGCAACGUUCUGGGCUUGCAAAAUCGGUGCGGAUCGAUUUUCGCACUUCUGGCUAAAGCCGCGUGCACCGAACCCGCAAUUUCCAAACUUCGACGUACGAAAGAUGUACUGAGACUAAAAUUACAGAAUCGAGCAACGAAUAUUCACACUUCGCAUGCUUUGAGCAUGGAAGUUUUGCUGGGACGUGGAUUGGAGCUGGGGAGUCACGGGAGCGAUUGUUGGCCCCAUGUUUUUACUUGUUGCCUUUACGUGAGCAAACUGGAGCACGACUUUUUCGGAAAAAAUCAAAAUCCUUCGAUGCCACGAGUCCAUCAGAAGCGAGAAAAAAAGGAUUCCACGUCGAGCAGCGAUGCCAAAGGGAGUCAAGACAAGCUUAGGUUUAAUUUCAACAUUAUGGACGAAGACGAAACUUGCGUGGACGUGUACAGUUUUUUGUCAACGCCGUACAGUCAGAAUCCUUGUGCCGAUACAAUACCAAAAAUCAUUCAAGAAUCAAACGCCGAUAAUCAGUUCAAUGGAAUACUGCCAGCUGAUUACGCGGCCAAAAUUAUUUGCGUUCUUUCGCAAGAGGUCGACAGACUGUUCGAGAACGCUGCUCUGAAACUCAACCUGCGUGCACUGUGCUUGUUUCUAACCGCACUUUGCAAGGCCAGCAAAGAUCAAUUGUUCAAAACGAGCGAUGGUCGAUCUAAGGAAAGCACCAAAUUUUGGUGGCGUCGAAGCAAACCGAGGGACGACGAAUUGAACGUUUUGCUGCUUUCGAGACUCGGUGAAGUGAUGCUCAAGUGUGUCAAGAGUGGGAGGCCCCUCAUCCAUGUUAUGAGGGUCUGGAGCAUUUUAGGUCCCCAUUUCAUGGAAGCAGCUUGUCACAAGGAUCGUGGCAUUUCGAAAAAAGCGGUUCAAUGCAUUCACGAUUCCAUGGCAGCUUUGUUGAACGAGCAAGUCGAAUUGCCACACUUUCAUUUCAACGAAGCGCUCUUCAAACCGUUCGAGAAUCUUCUGUGCCUCGAACUGUGCGACAGCGAUGUCCAAGAUCAGAUCAUAAGCUGCAUCUGUGAGUUCGUGGAGACGAAUAGAACGGAGAUUCGUUCGGGUUGGCGUCCGUUGUUUGGUGCAUUGCGAGUAGCAUCGGUCGGCAACGUGGAGACCGUGGAGUCGGCGCCGUUGUUGGAGGUUUUUCGAGUCUUCCUCUCGACGGACAAUACGUUGGUGUUCGCGAACGCGGCUCUGGAUUGUAUUCUGUGUCUGCUCCGUCACGUCAGAGGUCCUGGCGAUACGGAGCACAACGUGAACCAGUUGGAAGAGGGCAGCAUUCCCAGCGACGGAUCAGCGGCGACGUCGGACACGAGGAAGAUGCGUCUUUGUUUGGAGAGUUUGAAGUACUUGUUGAAUUGCAGCGACAUACUUUCCUCGAUGUACCAAAUGCCGGGUUGUCCGAUAUUCCAUUCGGCUCAGAGAAUCCAAGUAUCGACGAUUCCCCAGUACGUCGAUCCGGUCAUACCGAAUUCAGAGUUCACGAGAUUCGACAAAAAUUCUGACAGCAUCCAAGAGGUCGUGGCUGACGUAUCGUACGACGCUUUGUCGAGGGUCGAAAAGGCCCAGACGAUAACACUACAGAGCAUGGACAAGCCCAGUGGAAUAUUGAGAGUCUGGUACCUUCUGAUCGAGGGUUUGGCAAGUGCCACUAUGAUUUGUCCGAAGCGUUACCAGCCCCACACGCUGGAAACUCUCUUCCAUUUACUCCGGGACAUCCUGAACGUUCCGGGCCCCGAUUUCGCUUUGUACUGCGUCAAUCAUUUGCUGCUGCCAAUGGUGCAAAACUGGCUGAGAAUAACAUCCAAAAUAAAUCUCGGUUGGGAGAACUUCGCAGCGAAUUUCAAGCAGUGCUGUGGCCUGACGACCGACCUCGUCGUUGAUUAUUUGAACCACCUUCAAGGGCCUGACGUCAAGAGGAGCGAGAAACUCGUUCCGCCCACGACCCUCAUGAUCAAACAGCUUUUUCUCGUGAUGGCCGAGUGCGUCGUCCAACAAACGGAGAGCAUCGCUAGAUUGGGCUGCGCUUGCAUAAGGCACGUACUCGUUUCCAGCGGACCAAUAUUAACACCAGAACAGUGGGAAGUGUGCGGUUUAGCCUGUUAUCGUGCAUGCUCCAACUCACUCCAGGAACUUCAUCAGCUUACGAUGGCUUUCUCACCGAGGUCCGAAUCCUUCUACGGUGAUAUUGCCCAGGUGAAGGUCGCGGCUCGUCGUGACGCCACGCCCGAGGAGACCGAAAGAUUACGUCAGUUGUCGGCCCAGGUUUUCCUACUCGCUGAACAGCGCACCGACGAUCCCAACAAAUCUACUGCUGACGAACGAUCUUACGUCUUCCUUUUGUACCCACCGUCAAUCGCUACCACUCUAAAUCCCGAUUUAUACAUCGUCAAGGUCCAGCUCAAAGCCCUCGUCGUAGGACUCCUCGUUCAUCAGAUGCUUUUACAUUGCAUCGCAAGCAUUUUACUCCAGGGCACCGAUUCACUUAAAACUAGUUUGGGUCAAACGAUUCUAAAACCAGCGAAUUCGCCAACGACGAACGACAGCCCGAAUUUUGACAACGUUCCUCGCUUAUCGUCGCGUCACGUGGACAUAUUUCUGGCAGCUCUGGAUCGUUCAGCCGCGGCAGCCCACAGGUUUGACUCCCGUCCCGGGCUCAAGUUUUUACUCCAAAAAGUGGCGAACCUCGAGCAGCCAGCAAAUUUGUAUCGACAGGCUGGUGCUGCGUGGAGCAUUAAAAUCGUAACGUUGUUCGAGCUGUGCCUCGAAGAGCUUUCGAAGAGCAAAGUGGAUCUGGAGUCGGUGAAGAAAGUGAUCAAUUCCAGCGACAAAGUCGAUUCCUCGGUCGAUCGAAACCUGGUGAAACGGUUGAAACAGUUGAAAACGACUUUCGACGACUUGUGCGAAACUUACGUCGAGAUCGUGAUCGAUCGCGAUGGCAAACACUGCAUGGUCGACAUAUUUGCGGAAAAAAAGAUGUUCCUCCUCAUCGCACAACCCGACGAUUUUCCUGUCAUCACGAUCAAAGAAUCGACGAAUGAGACGUCGAACGACUCCGAAUUUGGGAGAAACAAGCCGCAGUACGAUUCGGCGAGCUUCAAAUCGCUCGACGAAGCGAUCGAUGAGCGGAAGGAAAACGACGAUGCGGCGAGCCUCGACUCAAGAAUCAACGAUCCCUACGUCGGACCCUCGAGACCUUUGAGCGUGUACGAUUUCGGGGUCGAAUACUCGACCGAUUCGGGGCCGGAGUCGGAGGCUGAAAUCGACGAGAAUUCUUCGAGACCUCCAUCGCGUUUAGGCUUUUCCGAGAGGAAAAAAAUAGUCUGCGAAUCGGGAAGAACGUCGCGAGAAGACGGCGCCAGUACUGGUCAAAGUUUCGAAUCCCCCGAGCUGAUUCGGGCCAGUUCAAGCUCCAUGGAAAAGAUCAACGUCGAUGAGACGAGACCUUACAGUCGAGAAACUAUCGACGACGAUGCUGAAGUGAGAGAAGUGUUUUCGGGCUCGCGAACGAGAACCAAGUCCAGACGAAAGAGCGAACACGUUUUACUCUCCCAACGAAACUCACUGAAAUUUUUGAUCGCCAAGGACGAUUGUUAUUCGGACGAUCCUGAAGGUUACAAAGUAUUGAGAUCAAGAUCGCUCAUGGAUCUUCAAAGAUCUUGCGAUUUUUCGAUUGGAGAAAGGUCCAACAGAUUGGGAACGAAUUUUUCUCACGGCGACAUCGUUUUGGACGAUGAAAGAUCGUUCCGAACUCCUUCCGACUUGUCCGAAUCAGGGGAAGCUUGCUCCCGUUUGAGAAGCCGUUUUUUGAGCAGCAGCGAAGUUUACGCUUCGAAAUUCAACGAUUUUUCAAAUUUCAAUCGAUUUUACGGGCACGCUGAAUCACCGCGAACUUGCUCAAUGUCCUCAGACAACGAAGCUCUCAAUUUGUCGAUGGUAGAAAGAACACGAUCUCGAUUUCUCACCGACCACUCGAGCUGCGAUCGCAUCGUCGAACACUUCGACUCCUCGAGAAGCACCUCGAACUUGUCGGGGACAGUCCCAUCGGAAAUCAAUCAAGAACCAGAGCUCUUCAAUGACGCUAACAACAUGGAAGAACUUCUGAAAGAUUACGAACGUACCAAACGAGGCUUUCGAACGAACCCUUUUCUUCAGGACGUCGGAGAGGAACGCAACCACGACGAACACCGCUCUUUGAAUCAACGCGGAGAUUCCCAGAGCCGAAAUGCCGUUGGAAAAGAUAGCGAAGCGCACAGGAAAGCUUGGGCUGAAACUCUCAGCACUGCACUCGAAUGGGCGCUCGCUCUGCCGGACGACAAACUGGCGCCUCUUCUUCCGGUCCUCGUCGAUGGGAUAAGAAACCUGACGAAAUACGCCGUAGAUCCGUUGCUGAAACAAAAACUUGCGGCAAUUUUCCAUCGAGUCGUCGUCAUUUACGGUUUGACGAGUAAUUAAAAACCAAAAUUUUUCAAUUGAAAAAAUCGUGAUCUCAAUUAUUGAAGAACGAUCAUUUUUCACUACGAACUACGCAUUCAAAACUUCCUAAAGAAGAUCGACACGUUAAAUUAUUAUUCGUCGAAUGUGUUGCUCAAUUAUCGUGAUGUUUCCUUUGCGGGGGCACAUUUCGUCAUCCCCCAAUUGAGUGAACUGCGAUUUUUUAUAUGUUCAAUUAAGAGGAGUUUGAAAAAAUCGAAUUUGAGUUUAACGAAUUCGUCAGCUGUUUCAAUUUCUUUUUAGUCAUAAGUUGAGCGCUUUGCUUGAUCCUUUCACUUUCCCAAACACGAUUCAUAAACAGCAAAACACUAAUUUUGUUAGCAACGGUACAAACGAGUGGAGCAUCGUGUCGGAUUUGAAAAAACGCUUCGAGUUAAUCAAAACAGUUUUCGACCAUUGAUCAAAAUAAUUUAACGUGCCAAUCUCGAAUCCCAAUGAAAGAAAAAAUCUUUUCAACCACGAAGAAAUUUUACCGAUAACGAAAAAAUUUCGGAAAGAGCAGAUAGAACGCGCAGUACAAAAGAAAAAAAAUGUUUUGAAAACAAAUAUUUGCAGAGUUUGAAAAUGAGCAGUCCGUUAUCGACAGUUUAAUCCCCACCGAUGGAUGUGCAGGUGAAAUAUAAGCAUGAUAUUAUCGUGUACGAAUAUUAAAAUGCUGAAUUACAAUAAAUGUACACUCGUUGUAAUAUAUUAAUAAGAAUGUGCUAUGUAUAAAUACAUAUUAUUUUUCGAAAGCGUCGUUCUUCGAGUAGAGCAUGGAGCAAGCAUUAGACAUGUUAGAAAAAAAGAGAAAAGAAGAAAAGAACAAAAGUGAUGAUAAAAUAUUGAACAAUAACCGUGUAUUAUAUUCUGCUGACAAUGAAUAACUGAAAAAAUCCUCGAAUCGAAA